Messenger RNA from Phaeoacremonium minimum UCRPA7, 1551 nucleotides. RefSeq names its product putative sugar transporter protein. NCBI's taxonomy places the organism in Eukaryota, Fungi, Ascomycota, Sordariomycetes, Togniniales, Togniniaceae. Bases 1 to 1551 code for a protein of 516 amino acids. Gene Ontology annotation, cellular component: membrane. The record is from RefSeq and is a predicted model, not a curated record. Gene Ontology annotation, molecular function: carbohydrate:proton symporter activity. The transcript has a single exon. Gene Ontology annotation, biological process: transmembrane transport; carbohydrate transport.
AUGGGUUUCUUCAAUAUCGACUUCCGCUCUCAGCGGUGGGCACUCUUUUACUGCGGUGUGUCAACAUUUGGCGCUCUCUGCUAUGGUUACGAUCAAAUCUAUUACACAGGCCUUCUCGGAAUGAGGCCUUUCAUCAAUGAGUAUGGCACCACGACCGACUCUGACGGCGCAACGGCUCUAACGACCUCCUUUACGUCCCUGACGGCAUCGAUUAUCUACGUCGGUGAACUUCUCGGAGCUCUCUUUGCCGCCCCGAUCAACGAUCACUUCGGCCGGAAGGCUGUCUUCUACUGCGCUUCCCUUUGUAUCAUUGCCGGAGCGGUGGUGCAGCUCGCAUCACAUGGCAUCGAAGGCUUGAUUAUCCUUGGUCGUAUCCUGAUUGGAUUGGGCAUCGGGCAGUUCACGGUCACUUGUCUCCUAUACAUUGGCGAGGUGGCACCGUUGGCGAUUCGUGGCCCUGCGUUGAUGAUGUUUCAAUUCAUGCAGUCAUGCUCUCAGCUUGUUGGCUCCGGAAUUACACAAGGCACAGAAUCGAUCCCAAACAAGAACUCGUAUCUUAUUCCCAUGGGCCUGCUUAUCCUUCUGCCGGGCCUUAUGAUGAUCUGCCUUCCCUUCACUCCAGAGAGCCCUACCUGGUUUGUGAUGAAGGGCAGACAUUCCAAUGCAAAGGCGUCUUUAAGAAAAAUCAAUCGCAGCACCCAAGACUAUGAUCCUACGUACGACCUGCGAGUCCUCGACGAGGCAGUGAAGCGCGAGCAAGAAGCUGCCGCUGAAUCGUCCUGGAUCUCUCUUAUCAAAGACCCAAUAGAGAGACGCAAGCUCAUCUUUUCUUGCGGUGCUAUGGUCGCCCAGCAGAUUAAUGGUAUACAAUUCUUUUACUCGUACGGAGUCAUUUUCGCACAGUCAAUCGGCAUCAAGGAGGCUUUCACGAUCUCUCUGAUUACGAAUGUUUUACAAGUCAUCUCAGUUGCUGUCUCGGUACUCUUCGGCAACAAGAUGUCACGUCGUAUCAACCUUCUUGUCUGCAGUUUUGGAAUCUUCGCUGCUCUUCUCGUUGUGGGCGGUCUUGGAACAAAGCGCAUCUUCUCUUCUGGAAUUGCUGCCGCUAUUGUUGUCUUUUCAUACAUUGUCAUUGUCUGCUUCAAUUUCUCGCUUGGGCCCCUUGCAUUUACUAUUGCCUCCGAAAUGGCAGUGGGUCGAAAUCGGAAUAAAAUCAUGUCCUGCUCGAUCGUCUCGUUCUUCCUGACGGUUUGGGUAAUCGCGUUCACGUCGCCUUACCUAUACUAUUCAGCCAACUUGGGCCCGAUGCUCGGUUUUAUUUAUGCCGGCACGACAUGCAUCACGCUUUCUUACGUCUGGUUCUGUGUCGGCGAGACUACUGGUCGCUCCAAUCUCGAACUGGAGCGCUUCUUCCUCGAGAAAAUCCCGGUCCGACAAUGGAAGAAGCACGUGUUUACUGAUCUUCCAAGUGGUAAAUUGGAGGAAAAGCCAACUGUGACAGACUUAACGACGGAAAAGGGUGCUUUUUCCAACGAGUUGGAAACAGCUUGA